Paracoccidioides lutzii Pb01 is the source of this 2760-nucleotide messenger RNA. Its product is annotated as hydrolase. The record is from RefSeq and is a predicted model, not a curated record. The coding region runs from base 1 to 2760 and encodes 919 amino acids. The transcript is spliced from 2 exons.
AUGCAGGACACACUGAGCCCUCCCCUUCGAGCAGACUCUCACCCCGAGCUCGCCCACCGCCGGAAAAGCCUGCCUUCGCGGUCGAUCAACGCCCCAUCUCACAAGCACAUUUCACCUGCAUCUCCCGAAGUCAUUUCUUCCCUGAUCUCGUCCCUCUCUACCAUUUCUACCCCCGCCCAAUCCCAUUUUGACAACUUCCCCGAGAUAGGUUCACGCACUGCUCCUCCAUCCCCUGGCUUUCAACAAACGGAGUUCCCUCGCGAUGGCCGGGAGACAAAUGUUCCUUCAAGUUUGGGAUUUGGCAUGGAUUAUGGCGCCUACAAGACUGUAGUUGACGAGGAAGGAAAUUCUUUUUUACACCCUGACGAUGCUGCAAUUUCCCCUGUGGUACGAAUGGCAAAGGCUCCCACGUCUCCACGUUCACCCCGAUCUCCCCGAUCGCCAUGUAGCCCGGCUGGCGAUACCUCACCCAGACGGACAGGUUCGAGAGCGUCAAUGGCUUCGUCUCAUGCUGGUCUUGAUGAUAUAUCAGUAUUUGGUGUACCUAGUUUGGAACCUGGUCCCCGACUCUCCACCGCAAGUAUCGCGUCUUCCAGCAGUGGCGGUCGAAAGAGUUUGAAGAACCAAUUGAACUUGCUGAAGAGGAGCUCUAGAGAGUUUCCUAAGGAUAAAGAGAGUGACCGUUUCCAUAAGACAGGGGAUAAUCCGCGGUUAAACACGUCACGCAGCCGGCUAUCAUUGCGCUCAACACCUUCGAUGGCUGAUUUGGCGGAAGAAGUGAGCUUGAAUAACGGUGUUUUCCAACAGUUAGAGAAGCAGUUGAAUGGAGAGAGUAGACGCGACUCCGCCCCGAACCUUGGUACAUCGAGGUCCGUUGCCGACUCAGUCAAUGGCAGCCCAGGCGGGAUUGGAAGUGGUAGAGUCAUACCUACCCGUGAAUCCUCAUUGCGCCAUAGCUACAGUGGGAAUUCAAGCAAAAAACGUCGUUCAGCUCGUCACAGUGUAUAUUCCAACCGGGAUUUCACCAUCGACCGUGAUAUUGCGGAGGUAAACCAGGAAGACGAUCAAGUCUCGAAGCGGAUAAGGGAGCUUAAAGCGCAGCAGAAACAAAUCAAGGACGAAUUGCAGACCGAGAAGGAGGCGUUGGAAUCCACUUCGCAGCUCCGGGCACCAAAUCCCAGCCCUAAGCCGCAGUCCAUGCAACAAACAACAGUAACGAAAGAAACGGUUUUGGUCAGACAAGCUGUUCAUACAGUAGUUGAUGAAGUACAAGCGGAGCAACAUGAAAGCGCACCAUCCCCUGCCAUUCUCACGCGGAAAUCACAAGUGACCAAGAAACGAAAUAGCGGACCGCUCUCGUCAAAAACAACUAACAUUCAGCCUGCGUCGGGGAUCCAGCCUUUCGAAAAAUCUGAUCGCGGUGACACAAAGGUGUUGCGGCGACGGUCACUGCAAAACAGCCAUUCCGAGUCAAAUCAUCGACGGACACGGUCCGGCGCAGUAUCUCCCUCUCCUCGUUUGUCGCUAGGCGCGGAAGAACGACCGUCUAGUUCAGAUUCUAUCGACGACGCUGUCCGCGACUAUCUCUCAUCUCCACGGCUUACUCAGAAGGUAAACCAUCCACACACAGGACGAACGAUUGCGUUUUCAGAAGUUGGCGAUCCAAAGGGCUAUGUGGUAUUUUGUUGCGUGGGCAUGGGCUUAACAAGAUAUUUAACGGCGUUUUACGACGAGCUAGCUCGGACACUCAAGUUGCGGUUGAUAACGCCAGAUCGACCGGGUGUUGGGGAGAGUGAGCCUUGCGUUGAUGGAUCAGGGACGCCUCUCAGCUGGCCAGACGAUGUGGCCAUCAUUUGCAACUAUCUUAAAAUCACGAAAUUCUCCAUGCUGGCACAUUCUGCUGGAGCCAUAUAUGCUCUCGCAACCGCGCUACGAAUGCCACAGCAUAUCCGAGGACGGAUACAUCUACUCGCUCCAUGGAUACCCCCAUCCCAAAUGACCAGUAUGGGUUCUCACAAAGAGCCCCUCCCAGCGGGGGCCGUACCAUACUCCCAACGACUCCUCCGUGCGCUGCCAACCCCAUUUCUCAGAGUCGCCAACUCCAGCUUCAUGACCACCACCAGCGCAAGCAUCACAAGCAGCCUCCCCAAAAACUCCAGAAAAAACAAACGCCGUAGCACAACCAUCGCCGGCACCAACGAAGCAGGCUUCAACACCCUCAUCGCCCAACAGCGCGAAAACUCCCUCAACAUACCCCGAAACCCGCCAGACCGCGAUUCCCAGGACAUCGUAUCCCGCGCCACCACGAACCCCUCCGACCCCAAGGCCGAACUAGCCAUCAUCGCCGCCGCUGCCGCCGUCGACAAGGAGCGCCAAUCAGACUACGACAACCGCCUCACACACGCCAUCUGGGCGCUCGCGACGACAAAUGCCAACCCAGCCGUCGACCUGCUCAUCUGCCUCGAGCGCCGGCAGACGAUAGGAUUCCGGUACGUGGAUAUCAAUCGCGCUGUGGUUCUCCAUCAUGGCACGCGGGACACGCGGGUGCCGGUUGACAAUGUGCGGUGGCUGGGGAAGACGAUGCGGCGGUGUGAGGUGCGGGUGCUGGAGGGGGAGGGUCAUGGGCUUAUGGCGUCGGCGCUUGUGAUGGGGAAUGUGUUGAUGGAGGUUGCGAAGGAGUGGGAGGAUUGGACGACUGUUGUGCAGGGGAAGAGGGAGGGGAAUAGGAAGGGGUCUGCUGCUGUGGUUGGUAAGCAGUAG